Molecule: messenger RNA, 741 nt
Organism: Botrytis byssoidea
Lineage: Eukaryota; Fungi; Ascomycota; Leotiomycetes; Helotiales; Sclerotiniaceae
Exons: 2
Coding region: 1-741 (246 amino acids)
Source: RefSeq, a predicted model, not a curated record
AUGCAUCUCACCAAGCCGGCUCUCGUUGUUGCCUCUUUAUUAUGGGCUACCACAUUUGCCUCUCCCAUUGACUCUCCAAGCAUCCUCAGAACUAGAGGACUUAUCGGUGGCUCCACAACCAAUGAUAAUACGAAGGAUGUUGCAGGAAGCACUACUGCCAACAAUGCUGUAGGAAAUGACAACACGAAAAGUGCUUCAAAAAGUAAUGCUGUCGAGGAUGCUGUAGGAAGUCUCGAUCUAGGAAAAAUUACAGGAGGCCUUAGUGCCCGCGAAGUUUCAAGGCGUCAUCAUGGCCACAAGAGUCAAGAAGGCGAGAUUGUCGACGAUGCACUUAAUAUUGCCGACGAUGCUACACCUGGUGGCUUUGUUGAUCGUACUACAAGGCGUGGUACUGCCCGCGAUGUUUCAAGGCGUCAUCAUGGCCAUCAAAAGGGAGGAAAUGAGGCUUCUGACGGUGCAGUUGGUACUACCAAAAACGCCACGGGAGAUGAUGCUACGAGCGAUGUUGCAAGUAGCAUUGUUGAAGAUGCUACUCGCGAUGGUGGGAAAGAUGCCACAUCAGCGCCUGGAUUCUUUACUGAUAUUCUGAGACGUCUUGUUACCCGCGAUAAGGACGGUACUGUGCAUGAUGCCAAUCACGCUGCCAAUCAAGCUGUACAUGAUGCUAAUCACGCUGUACACGAGGCCAACGAGGCUGUACAUAAUACCGUGCAUGGGUUACUCCAUGGGAUCCUUCGUUGA